This is a messenger RNA of Macroventuria anomochaeta, 1942 nucleotides long. Its product is annotated as MFS general substrate transporter. Gene Ontology annotation, molecular function: transmembrane transporter activity. Gene Ontology annotation, biological process: transmembrane transport. NCBI's taxonomy places the organism in Eukaryota, Fungi, Ascomycota, Dothideomycetes, Pleosporales, Didymellaceae. Gene Ontology annotation, cellular component: membrane. The record is from RefSeq and is a predicted model, not a curated record. Bases 244 to 1815 code for a protein of 523 amino acids. The transcript is spliced from 7 exons.
GUCAAUUGGGGCGCAUUGCAUCUCCUCGCCUUGCUUGUUCUUGUCGCGCGGUGUAUCUAUCUGCUUCUGCUUGACACUUGAAUUCGUCGACGUGUCCGUACGCUCAGCUUGUCUCACCCUUGGGCUCCCGUGCAUUGCCGUUAUCUGUUAGACCCACUGGCUGCCAUUGCGCAGCCCUCCCAAUUUCAAUCUAAUACUCGAUGGUUGCCGCGACUCCUUAACAUACAUUUCUGGCUGCCUACCAUGGUCGACUUGGAGAAGACCACGCCCCACAAGAAGACGCGGGUCGUGUCUGUCGUUGCUGCCACGGCCAUUGCGCUGGCAUGUGGAACAAAUUAUGCAUACUCAGCGUGGGCACCGCAGUUUGCCGACAAGCUCCAGCUCUCGGCCACCCAGAGCAAUGUCAUCGGAACAGCAGCGAACAUGGGCAUGUAUGCGUCGGGCAUACCAAUUGGUCUCAUAACAGAUAAGGUGAAUCCUCGCCUCUCGGCUAUCAUUGGCAUGUUUGCGCUGCUAGUUGGAUACUACCCCAUCAAGAUGGCCUACGACGGUGGCCCUGGGUCUAUGAGCGUCGCCAUGAUAUCGUUCUAUUCGUUCGUUACUGGAGUGGGCAGCUGUGCUGCGUUCCAGGCUGCUUUGAAGACAGCGACAUUAAACUGGCCUACACACCGCGGGUCGGCGACGGCUUUCCCUUUGGCGGCCUUUGGGUUGAGCGCUUUCUUCUAUACCCUCAUUGCCGGCCUUGCGUUUCCUGGCAACACCUCCGGCCUGCUUACCAUGCUUUCGCUAGCGACUUCACUACUCGUCCUCAUCUCAAUCCCCUUUCUCAUCGUUGUUGACCACAAGAGUAGCACCAGCUACACAGUUCUGCCUACAAACGAGCGAGCCCGCCGCAACUCGAACAUCUUGCACCGAACCAAUUCCAACCGCAGCAAGUACAGCGCCACUGUACUGCCCCCACAAGAAGUCACAGACGAAGAUGACCCCAGCCGAUCGUCGACCGAAACAUCUUCGCUCAUUUCUGGGCCUGGAGACAUCGAUCCGGAGGAGGAUGCUGCAAGCAGACAUAGCAAGAAGUCAUCUCACUCACACUGCCUAGACAUUACUGGAUUUGCGCUGCUUUACAAGCCGGAAUUCUGGCAACUUUGGAUUCUUAUGGGCCUACUGACAGGUGUUGGUAUUAUGACAAUCAAUAACAUUGGCCACAACGUCCAGGCUCUGUGGAACCACUUCGACAAGUCCGCGAGUAAAGACUUCGUCGCACACCGCCAGUUAUGGCACGUUUCCAUCAUCUCACUCGGCUCCUUCUUCGGCCGCCUGUCAUCAGGCAUCGGUUCCGACUUCAUUGUCAAGCGCCUUGGCCACUCCCGCUUCUGGUGCGUUGUCAUCGCGGCCUUCAUCUUCGCAAUUGACCAAUUUUGCGCGACUCGUGUUGAAAAUCCGAACUACCUCUGGGCUGUCUCGGGCCUCUGCGGCCUUGCGUACGGGGUCACCUUCGGUGUCCUCCCGGCGGUCGUGGUGGACACUUUCGGUCCCGACGGCUUCUCGGUCAACUGGGGCUUUUUGACUUUGGCUCCUGUUGUCAGCGGUAAUGUCUACAACCUGUUCUACGGCGCUGUGUACGACUCGAAUUCCAUCGUGGAGCCGGACGGCAACCGAAACUGCGAGGAAGGACUGCAAUGCUAUCAACGGGCGUACUACGUUACGUUACUCUCUAGUGUGCUUGGCAUCGUCGUGUGUCUGUGGGGCAUUCACGGAGAGCAUGCCAGGAAAAGGGCGGCUUUGGAAGAGCACGAAAGACACCGCGACGCCUGAAGUAUAUCUUCACGAAACUUGAAGAAUAUGUAUGUCGGAUCUAGACUAGAUGAGGAUUGGGUUCCAGGUAUCGGAAUCUACAGUACUCACGAUAGGGUAGAAGUCUCUCAGGCCCGACAAGCCAUAU